Caenorhabditis angaria is the source of this 2003-nucleotide messenger RNA. The record is from the annotation of a GenBank genome assembly. NCBI's taxonomy places the organism in Eukaryota, Metazoa, Nematoda, Chromadorea, Rhabditida, Rhabditidae.
AUGGCGAGCGAAUUGGUGCCAUUGACUGGCAUCAGGUAUGUUCAUUUUAAUUUGUUUUUUUUAUUGUUAUACUUAUCCUAACUUAAAUAGAUUGCCAACAAUGGGUGAAAUGUUUGCUUCGCGAGUUCGAGAUUCUCGAUCAAUUUCAGCAGAUCAAGCAUUAGUUCAUAUGAUUAAAGUAAUGAUGGGAACUGGAAUGUUAUCACUUCCAUUGGCAUUUAAACAUUCUGGAAUUUGGUUGGGAAUGAUAUUAUUGGCUAUUAUUUGUGCUAUUUGUAUUUAUUGUACAAGGCAAUUGGUUUAUGGACAACAUUAUAUCACUUUUAUGUUAGUUUCUCAAAGAAUUUUGAAAUUUUGAAGAAUGCACGUUUUCUGGAAUUUUGACACUUGGAAAAGAGAGUUCGAGAGGAAAUUAUUCAAAAAAUGUGUGCUCGUGACAAUUUACGUGACAAAGUUGUUUUUGAUUCACAAUCAGAAACUCUAACUUCAAUUUUUCAGAGAUUUUAUUUUUGAAAUUUAAGUUCCCAGGAAGAAAAUUCCAAAAAUUAUGUCUAAAAGUUUUUCGUAUUUUUUUUUUAUUAAAAUUCAUCCUAAAAUUCAAAGCUACAGUAAUCUGAUCUAUUUUUUGUAGAAAACGAGAACAACGAAUGGAUUAUGCAAAUGUUAUGAGAAAUGCAGUUGAACUUGGGCCAUCGUGGAUUCGAGGACAUGGAUAUCUUUUCAAGUAAAAUAUUUCAAUCUUAAUUUGGGAAAUUGAUUUUUUGGAAUUUAGAAAUUCACAUUCAAUAAUUCUGAAAUUUCGAGUUUUUACUUGGAAUUCCAAAAAAAAAUAUUCAUACCAAAUCAUCUUCAAAUAUUUUCAGACAAUUGGUGAACGUGAACAUGUUUGUGGCACAAUUUGGUUUCUGUUGUGUAUAUUUUGUUUUCAUGGCUGACAAUUUGAAGCAAUUUUUUGACCAAACUUCAAAUAUUCAUUUAUCACAAGCCACAUGGAUUGCACUUCUCAUGAUUCCAAUCACAGCUUUGUGCACAAUUCGAGAAUUAAAAGCGUUGGCUCCGUUGGCAGCCUGUGCAAAUGCUGUUUAUUUGAUUGCAGUCACAAUUGUUUUGGCUGAUCUAUUUUCUGAUUGGUAUCCAUGGACAAGUUUACCAGCAUUUGGAGCUGUUGAAUCUCUUCCGUUAUUUUUCGGAACUGUUAUGUUUGCUUUUGAAGGUGUCGCUGUUGUAAGAAUUAUUUUGGUUUUUAUUUCGAAAAUUCAUCAAAAUUUGUUUUAGGUUCUUCCAAUUGAAAAUCAAAUGAAUGAACCAAUUCAUUUUAUAACUCCAAAUGGAGUUUUGAAUACUUCGUGUAUUCUUGUUCUUCUUCUUUAUAUGACUGUUGGAUUUUUCGGAUUUUUGAGAUAUGGAAAUGAUAUCAAAGACACUCUUACAUUGAAUUUGCCACAAACACCGUUAGUUUUUUCAAAAAAAAAUCUAUUGAUGAAUUUCUAGAUGUUUCAGAACAUGUUUUCGAAAAAAAAAACAUAAAAUUUUUUCAGGUUUUAUCAGGCGAUCAAAAUCAUGUUCGUUCUUUGUAUUCUUGUUUCGUAUCCUUUACAAUUUUAUGUUCCAAUGGAAAGAGUUGAAAAAUGGAUAAAAAGAAAAGUUGUGGAAAAUAAACAAGAGCCGCUAAUCUAUGCUAUACGAUUUGGAGGGGUUUUAUUGACAUGUAAGAAGACGUUGAGGAUAUUUUGAAAAAUAAUCGGAUUUCAGGUGCGAUGGCACAGUUAAUCCCACACUUGGCUUUGUUUAUUUCUUUGGUUGGAAGUGUUGCUGGAACAUCGUUGACCCUUGUUUUCCCACCACUCAUUGAACUUUUGUGUUGUUACUCGAAACAACAACUGACACCUUGGGUUUGGUUGCGAAAUAUUGGAUUGAUGUUAUUUGCACUUGUUGGAUUUUCAACAGGAACAUAUGCUAGCAUUGUUCAGAUUAUUGAGGCGUUCGGACAAUCAGAUGUUUGA